Cutaneotrichosporon cavernicola is the source of this 486-nucleotide messenger RNA. RefSeq lists its product as uncharacterized. Gene Ontology annotation, molecular function: DNA binding; cyanate hydratase activity. The coding region runs from base 1 to 486 and encodes 161 amino acids. The transcript is spliced from 3 exons. NCBI's taxonomy places the organism in Eukaryota, Fungi, Basidiomycota, Tremellomycetes, Trichosporonales, Trichosporonaceae. The record is from RefSeq and is a predicted model, not a curated record.
AUGUCCUACCCAGCACACUGCGACACGCUCCUGGCAGCCAAGACGGCAAGCGGCAAGUCUUUCGAUGCUCUCGCCAAGGAAGUCGGCAAGCCUGAAGUCUGGCUUGCAGCUUUGUUCUUCGGGAACGCAGUGACUGACGACGCGACGGCCGCCAAGAUCGCCAAGGCUAUCGGGUGCGAUGACGAGGCGGCAGUGCAGGCCAUGGCCGGUCGUGGACCGGGCAACGUCGGCGUUGCGGGGGGAAUUACGCGCGGGCGUGGAUGGGAGUGGCCGCCGCGCGAUCCUACCCUCUACCGCUUCGCUGAGGCUGUUAUGGUCUAUGGCGAGGCUUGGAAGGCUCUUAUUCACGAGAAGUUCGGCGACGGUAUUAUGAGCGCUAUCACUUUCCGCUCAGAGCUUAAGCGCGUCCCGGACCCGAAUGGGGACCGCGUGCUCAUCACCCUCGAUGGCAAGUUCCUCAAGUACUCGGACACGGACGACUGGUAG